Momordica charantia (bitter melon) is the source of this 867-nucleotide messenger RNA. RefSeq lists its product as uncharacterized. Lineage: Eukaryota; Viridiplantae; Streptophyta; Magnoliopsida; Cucurbitales; Cucurbitaceae. The record is from RefSeq and is a predicted model, not a curated record.
AUGAGUUGCAGGUUAGCAUAUACAAGUUCAAAGGAAGAUGAGAUGAGCCGCUGCUGCUGGUGCUGCUUCGUCAUCAACGAUAAACGACCACAACUCUUCGACCCAAAAAAUGCUUAUCAACAGUUCGAGAUUAGUAGUAGAAUAAUAGAGUGUGGAGGACAACCCUGGGGUUUUGUGUCAAAGUCCGUAGCUCCUGACGGGAUUCCUCCAAAUUUCCUUAGACACGAGGGUUGGAAGGCUGGAACCAAACCCCUUAACAAAAACUUGGAGCUCACGGAAGCGCUCGGCCUCGACGCCGCGCUGCGUGGCCGCCUCCCUGAUCUCAGCUUCCCGCUGCCAGCCAAAUGUUCGGACCCGGUGGUGGUGGGGAAGUGGUACUGCCCUUUCAUUUUCGUUCGAGAUGGGGAGGUUGGUUCUCAAGUGAGUAACUCGCCGUACUACGAAAUGACCCUUCAGCAGAAUUGGGAGGAGAUAUUUGGGUGUGGGAAUUUGGGGGGAGGUGAGCGAGGGGUGGAUUUUGAUGUUUCUGUAGAAAGGGAAGUGAUUUCGAUUGCGGGUCAGCGGGCCGAUGGUAGAGAAGUUGGCGAUGGGGUUGUAUGGUUUGGUUCGAGGGGGGUUGGGCUGAGCUUGGCGAUUGAGGAGAGAGUGAAAUGGGAGGAUGAGAGGGCGGGAUUUGAGUUUGGAAAAGAAAAAGAAGAGAAAUAUGUGAAGAUGAAUAGAAGAGAGGAUUUUGGAGGGGUGGAAGAAUGGAGGAGAUUUGGAUGUUAUGUGUUGGUCGAGAGAUUUGUGCUUAAGAGAAUGGAUGGAAGUUUGGUUCUUACCUGGGAAUUCAGGCACACCCACCAAAUUAGAACCAAAUGGAACUGA